Molecule: messenger RNA, 3381 nt
Organism: Yarrowia lipolytica CLIB122
Lineage: Eukaryota; Fungi; Ascomycota; Dipodascomycetes; Dipodascales
Biological process (GO): protein phosphorylation
Molecular function (GO): ATP binding; protein kinase activity
Source: RefSeq, a predicted model, not a curated record
AUGGUCAGCGCUACGCCAGCCCAGAAGGUCAAUGGCAAGGAGCCGAUGAAUAAUUAUACCCUCGGAGACUGCCUCGGCAAAGGCGCCUAUGCGUCCGUCUACCGUGCUCUCAACUGGAACACCGGCGAAGCUGUCGCCGUCAAACGGAUCAAGCUCUCGGACGUGCCUAAAAAAGGUGACGUCGACACCAUCAUGAUGGAAAUUGACCUGCUCAAAAACCUCAACCAUCCAAACAUCGUCAAGUAUCACGGCUUUGUCAAGACCCAGGAUACCCUCAACAUCAUCUUAGAGUACUGCGAAAACGGCUCAUUACACUCCAUCUGCCGCAAGUUUGGCAAGUUCCCCGAAAACCUCGUGGCUGUCUACAUGUACCAGGUGCUCAAGGGUCUGGCAUACUUGCACGAGCAGGGAGUGAUUCAUAGAGAUAUCAAGGGUGCCAAUAUUUUGACCACUAAAGAUGGAAACUCGAAGCUGGCUGAUUUUGGAGUCGCAACAACAACCAUACUCGCUACCGGAUCUGUGGAAAACGGAGUGGCAGGUACACCCAACUGGAUGGCCCCUGAGAUCAUUGAGCUCAAUGGUGCUACCACAGCCUCGGAUAUCUGGUCUGUGGGAUGUACUGUGAUUGAGCUGCUCACAGGCAAACCCCCCUACCACAACCUAGGCCAAAUGCCAGCCAUGUUUGCUAUUGUCAACGACGAUCAUCCUGCAUUUCCAGAAGGAGCGUCUCCUGCAGCUCUCGACUUUCUCGGACAGUGUUUCCAAAAAGACCCCAAUCUGCGAGUGACGGCCAAAAAGCUGCUGCGACAUCCGUGGUUAGCUGAAGCGAGGACCGAUAGCGAACGCAAACACGUCAGUGGGCCUCCCAAGCGAUAUGAUGAGGUUGUAAAAUCCGUGGAGCAGUUCAAUCAAGCAGUCGAAGAGACUCCACGAACACCCCAUCGUACUCAGGACGACAUUUACGCUUCAAUUCGCAAGUUUUCGCGCCAAAAACAGAACGAGAUCACGUCCUCGGGCCAUAUCGAGAGUUGGGACGACGAGUUUGUGGGCGAGCUAAACCCCCGAUCUCCACAUAUCAUAAUUACCAAGCGAGAAAUCACUCCUCCAGGUUCUUCAACUUCUUCCAAACCAAUUCCCUCCAUCACCAGUGCCUUGAACAAGGCUUCUAGAGGCAGUGUCUCCAAUAAACUGCCGAGCAUCAGCAAAGCCACGCGCCUAGAUCCAAAGACCCCUGUGCAUUCAAGAAUUCCGAUUGAGAACUCGCCUUUUCGGGACGUGGAGGAUGACGAUGCGUUUGCGGACGGCUUCAAUGUGGCCGAUAUUUCCACAGACGACCUGAAAAAGAGGUUUAACAGCAGACAAAAGCCUACUGCCGCAGAGGACAAGUCUACAGAUUACGCCACGAUCAAGCUGAAGCAGUUCUGUGAGGAGGGAGAGGAUGAAGAUGACUAUACCAGUAUGCUUGGAGAUAUGGUAGAUUUGACAGUAGGUGCUACUCCCAAGUCACAAAAUGCGUACCCGGCGUCGUUUUCGUCUUCGGACAAAUCCCAUCAUUCGGACGACGAAGAUCCAUUUGCUGCUCUUGAGAAUGAAACGAGAUUCUCUCCAGAAGACAUUGAACAGAACAUUGCACGUGAUAAGCUUGCUACGGCGAUGCGCACGGCUGAGCAGCAUGUUGGAAGACUCAACAGGGUGCAACUGACGACUUCCGAAGUCCAGGAUAUUGUCCCUUCUCUUAUUGACCUGUUGCAGCAGCAUCCUGAGACAAAGAAGACAGUGGUCAAGUGUCACAUAGUACUGCCUUUGCUGGAGCUUCUGGAGCGGUUUCAGACCAACGAGGCGGUUGUUUGCGGUGUCCUAUGCAUUUUGGUGCUUCUUAUUGAUGAUGAUGAAGCUGUUCUUGAGAGCUUGUGUUUCUCAGGAGGUAUCCCAAUCGUCACAAUGUUUUCUACCACUCGAUACCAGUCUGAAACUCGUAUUCAGAGUGUAGCCAUUGUUGAUAGACUCUGCAGAGGCUCCAAACUGGCUCUCCAGAUGUUUGUUUCUUGUGGAGGUCUCAACAUGCUGUCGCAGUUGAUUGAGGAGGACUUUGGUUUGCAUCGUGAGUUUGUAUUUGUGGGAAUCUACGGCGUGGCCAAGGUGUUCGAGGUGCAGGGGAGCGGUAUGCGAAACGACUUUUGUCGAAUCCUUUCCCGUUCUUUCAUUCUCGACUCUCUGGUGGCUAUUCUGAGACAGCUGGUAGACGACUAUGAACCCGAUGAGUACCCCACAGACACCUCUGGAUACUCGGACACGGACUACAUCAACAAGAUUAUGAGCAUUCUGACCAUAUUCUCGCAGACAGAGCCUCAUGUCAAAGAGACUAUUGCUUCUCGAGCUGUGUUCAAGGGGCUCUUCAAGUGCUACAAACGUCUACCGACACAUCACCGAGUCACCAUGCUCAAGUUCAUCAAGAGUGUUAGUGCCGUUCACACCGCCCUUGAGACCAUGCAAAACUCCAACGUCAUUGAGUACCUUGUGGACUGUCUCAAGGACUGCACCAAUAUGGCCAACCAGCAUUCCCGAGACCUGUCAAUCCAGAUCUACCACACUCUCUUCAAUCUGUGUCGAUUAUCCCCUCACAGACAAGACGAGGCUGCCGAGUGUGGGGCUGCCCCAUAUCUUCAGGCAGCAGCUCUUUCUUCUUUGCCCGUCAAGGACUUUGCUCUUCCUCUUUUGUGUGACAUGGCUCACUCUUCCAAGGCAACUCGCAAGAUUCUGUGGCGCCACGAUGUGCUCACAACAUAUCUGCGUCUACUUCCGGACCCUUACUACCAGGUCAACGCCAUGGAUUCUAUCAUUGUGUGGUUCGACGAUGAAACAGCUCGUGUGGAGGAACGUCUAAUUCGAAACACCUCUCUCGACCUCAUCACUCACUCCUUCUCGAACAACUCCAGAUCCACGGCCUUUGAGCAGUACAUGGACCUGUUCCACAAGUUGUUGCGGCUGAGUCAGCGUGUCGCUGUGGCUCUCACUGGGCCUAUUCUGAUCGGUUUCCUGUCGUCCAAGCUGGAAUCCAGCAAGCCUAGAAUCCGGCUGACAGUGCUCAAGAUCAUCAGAACCCUCGUUGAAGCUAACGGAGACGAUUACAGCUUCCUGGAGAAGCACGAUUUGGCCAAGCAAAUCGCUUACCUUGCAGCAAACGAGAAGUCUGUUCUCGCUAGAGGUCUAGCCAAGGAAAUGGCUGAGGGCAAGAAGACGAAGUCACGAGAUACAAUUACAGACAUGCCUGCUCCACCAGUCAAGAGAUACGAUCCUAUUCCCACUCCGAGCAAGAGAGUGGCUUCGGAUUAUAGACCGGCGGUGAAGCAUCAGGUGGGAAACAGUAGCUCGUUUCUCUAG